CAUAAAUGAACCGCAGUUAUUACAAUAAAUCCAACAGUAAUUUAACUCCUGGUAAAGCAAAGUCGUAACACGUAACUUAGAUUUAGUUGUAAGACAUAUAGUUUAUUCUGAGAAACAUUAGCAAAUAUAUUAGAGAUUCAUCUAAUGAAAACAACAAAAGAGGUGAUAAUUUGUUGAACACUUUAAUCCAGCAGUCUCAACAAGCUAUUCAAUCAGCUAGACAAUUUAGUGUCGAUAGACCAAUCAAGACUUCUCCCAUUGAAUCGUAAAUUAGCCAAUCAUCUCAUAGGUCUCCUCAUAUUCAAAAAAAAGUGAUCAGCAGUUCCUAAAACUUGUAAUUAAGAAAAAGCACAGAUCAACAAUAAAGAAGCAGUGCAUAGUUUGAUAGACUACUUAAUGAAAACACUUCAUUGUUGAUGCGCAUAUAGGAAUUAGAACAAAAAGUAAGAAAUUGAUGUUAACAAGUGAGAAUCAAUUAUUAUAAAUGAAAUGUUAGUGCAGCAAUCAGAGCAAUAAAAGAUCACAAGAAAAUGAACUCAAAAUCACACAUUAAAACAAGGGGGAUAUAGAUGUCUUCUUGCAAUCUCAUCAUUGUAAUGAAAAUGAAAAUAGAAUAUUAAAGGAAUUAAUUAAUAGGUAAUCCUCAAUUAUGCACAUCCCCUCAGUUAUCCAAACACUUUCACUCAUUAAAUGA
Messenger RNA from Paramecium octaurelia, 694 nucleotides. The record is from the annotation of a GenBank genome assembly. Lineage: Eukaryota; Ciliophora; Oligohymenophorea; Peniculida; Parameciidae.